This is a messenger RNA of Magnolia sinica, 1212 nucleotides long. RefSeq names its product glycerol-3-phosphate acyltransferase 9-like. NCBI's taxonomy places the organism in Eukaryota, Viridiplantae, Streptophyta, Magnoliopsida, Magnoliales, Magnoliaceae. The record is from RefSeq and is a predicted model, not a curated record. Bases 16 to 519 code for a protein of 167 amino acids. The transcript is spliced from 2 exons.
AAUUUUGAUCUUGCUAUGGUAGCAUUCCGUUGUGUUACCGCCUUGAAUGUCCAUAUUAACGCUGUUUUUGUUACCAUUCAAACUGGAUUGUUCUGCCAUAUUUAUUUUCUUGAGGUUGUUGUUUUGCUUGUUCAUGCUUAUUAUUUCUUAGAAAUUAUUGAACUUCAUCAACAGGAUUCAUUCACUCGCUGCUUUAAGUCAAAUCCUCCAGAGCCUUGGAACUGGAAUGUCUACUUGUUUCCUCUAUGGUGCUUGGGGGUGGUUAUUAGAUACGGGAUUCUUUUCACAGCAAGGGUUGUGAUCUUGGCAGCUGGAUGGGUGGUAUUCCUUUCGUCUUUCAUUCCUGUUCAUUUCCUAUUGAAAGGACAUGAUAAGUUGAGGCGGAAAUUGGAGGUUAACCUUGUAACCUUUUUUGUAAUAUAUGCGUACACUUCUGGGCCACAGACCAUGAUGCUGAGAUCCAGUCUUCUACAUAUCCACUUAGAAAAUAUUUGUCGUAGACGCUUGCAACAUUUUUGAUUUUCCAUCUCUGUUGAUGUUCAAAUGAUCUGACAUGUUGAAGUGAGUUUAGGUGGGUUAUGUGUUGUAGGGAGUAACUUCUACUCAAAUCUCAACUUAUUUCACUACAAAUCUGUAAAUUUGUCAACUUGGUUUGUUACUUUAGUUAGAAUCAGAUUUACCUUCAUUAAUUUUGGACUAGUUGCACUUAGAAUGGUGCAUGUCAUACUUCUGUGCUGUUGCAUUCUUCAACCUACUAAUUUCAUGUCAUUUCUCCCAAGUUGAUAAAGUGAUUAGAACUUUUUCUAAUUUUGUAGGAUUUGUAUUCAUUUGUCCUAGAACUAGUAUAAAUUUAUUGUUAUUGUAGCCGGCCAAUAAGAUUUUGCAAAUUCAUCUUGAUUUAUGUGUUAGUGCAUGAAAACCAUUGUCUUAACAUGCAGACCAGACCGGAUGGUUGGACCGGUUUAUACCUUAACUGGCCACAGAAACAGGUUGGGUUGCCUAGAAACCUGUUUUGGGCAAGAAACCAUUUGAACCAUCUGGUCUGAUUGCCCACACAUCCAGGUUGCACAUUUAUCCUAAUUGGAGCCGCGAGUUUGAGUAUUUGCAAGUAAAUGUUAAAAUUAGUUGCAUGGAGUUCAGUCAAGGUAUUUUGUAACAGAAAUGGUGGCUGUAAUGGCCAUCACCAUAACCUUUACAAUACGGGCUGUAAUG